Molecule: messenger RNA, 1513 nt
Organism: Brassica rapa (field mustard)
Lineage: Eukaryota; Viridiplantae; Streptophyta; Magnoliopsida; Brassicales; Brassicaceae
Product: RING-H2 finger protein ATL46
Molecular function (GO): ubiquitin protein ligase binding
Source: RefSeq, a predicted model, not a curated record
AAAUAUUACAUCAUCACUUUGCCAUUUUCUUGUGGUUUUCUAUUUCCACCAUUAAAGCUCAAGAAAAGAAAAGGUUAAGAGAGAGAGUGAGGAGAGAGAGAGAGUGAGGAGAGAGAGAGAAAAAGAGUUACUUUAACUCUCUUCUUCCUCUGCAAAUCUGACAGAGGAGAAGAAGAACCAAGCCCUCUUUGAUUAGGGUUCUUACUUCACGUGAAUCUGUGGGGGCUUUGAGAUCUUGAGAUUGAGAUCUCUUCUUCUAUGGUGGAAUCUCGUUUCUUCUAGAUCUUUCUUGCAAACAUGUCUUGGGUUCGAUUCGCAGCUGAGCAAAAAGACGGCACCUUUGCGUACCCACCACCGCCACCACCACCGUCUUCUUCCGGUAACAGAAUCAGCCCGGCGGUUCUAUUCGUGAUCGUGAUUCUAGCUGUCUUGUUCUUCAUCUCUGGCCUUCUUCAUCUGCUCGUUAGGUUUCUCACAAAGCACCCUUCGAGGUCUAAUAAUAGAUACCCAGAGAUCUCAACCAGUGAUGCUCUUCAAAGACAGCUUCAACAGCUCUUCCAUCUCAACGACUCUGGUCUUGACCAAGCUUUCAUCGACGCUUUGCCUGUUUUUCACUACAAAGAAAUGGUCGGUGCCUCCAAGGAGCCGUUUGAUUGCGCGGUUUGCCUCUGCGAGUUUACUGAGAGAGAUAAGCUGAGGUUGUUGCCAAUGUGUAGCCACGCUUUUCAUCUUACCUGUAUUGACACUUGGCUUCAGUCUAACUCCACUUGCCCUCUUUGUCGUGGCACUCUCUUCUCCCCUGGUUUCUCCAUGGACGACAAUCCCAUGUUUGACUUCGAUGGUUUAGGAGAAGACGAAGAGCGUGUACCCGAGAAAGCUGUGGAGAUUCAAGAAAUCGUUGUGGAGAAAGGGGUUUUACCGGUGAGGUUAGGGAAGUUCAAGAGGCUUGACAAUGAUGGUGCUGGUGGAGAGACUAGUAGUAGUAAUCUUGAUGCGAGGAGAUGUUUCUCAAUGGGUUCUUAUCAGUAUAUACUCGGUAACUCUGAGCUUAAAGUCCCGUUUUGCAAAGAUAGGCAGCGGCUUUUGAAACCUCAAGACAAAGAAUCUCAGGAGCAGAUUGAGGACUUAUCAUCAUCAUCAGAAGAAGAGAAGAAGAUUAGUAGUGUUGUGGCUAAGGGAGAGAGCUUUUCGGUUUCCAAGAUUUGGUUGUGGCCAAAGAAAGAUAAAUUCUCUUCAGAUGCUCAGAGAAGGUUGCCUUCUUCAUCACUUAACGUUGAUGAUCUUCCAAAACUUCCAUGGAUGGAAGAUCAUAAGAAGCUGGAGAAGGACGAAAGGUAGUAGUAGUAUCUUUUUUUUUUUUUUUUCCAAUUUGAAUCAUGGAUAAGGAAUAGUGUUUACUGAUUAUGUUUUGGGGGUGUUUGCCAGUCAUCUGUUGUAACAUAUUUGCUUAAAAGGUUGUUAAUGAUAUGAGAUCAAAGUUAAUGGAUUCCUAAAGACUGAUUCUUUAGCUUUA